CUCACUGAUACGCUGCUGGUCCGGUCAGUGGGCCAGGACUGGAAACGUUCUCCAUCCACGACUGCAAAAAAAAAAAAAAACCUCAGCAGCACUCACUCUCUCCCAUCACAUCACAUCACAUCACACACAUCUCAGCGAGCUCCCACUGACGAUGACUGCGAAAAACAGACACAAGAGCAGCUCGAGCGAAAAGAGCGCCGCAGCCAUCCAAGAUGACGCGUCGAAGAAAAGCCAAAAGAGCACCAGUAACGGGGUGAGUGGCCCCGCACCUCAGGGGCCACGGUCAGGGAGCUGCCUCGGCCUUCUUCUGACCACAGUGUUUUAUAUUGCGUUAAUAGGCGCUGCAGGGUUUGCCGCUUUUUAUUUACAGCAAGUAGUGGAAGAAAUCCGCCAGACAACCGCCAGGCAUGAGGAGAGCGCACUGCAAAACGCGGAGCUGAGCAGUAAAAUGGAGAGCGUCGUUCAACAGGUGGAGUCUCUGAGGAGUGUUGUGGACGGGCUGGAGUCGUCACUGGGCAUCACACGGGUGGAGCUGGAGGGGGCCAUCAGCCGGAUGAAGAGGGGCGAGGUGGAGACGAGGAGGGUGGAGGAGGCCCUUCAGAAGCUCCAGAACGAUCUACUCAGGGACCUUUCGGAGGGCAUCAACGAGGUGAAGGAGGCCCGAGAGAGGGACUUCUCUUCUCUGGAGAAGACUGUGGAGGAGCGUCUGGCUGAGGUGAGUCAGUCCAUCACAGCCAGCGUGACGGAGUUCACUGAAGCUCAGGGCGAGGCGCAGAGCCAGAUGGCUGAUCUCAAGGCCCGUCUGGGUGACAUGGAAGACCCCGCGCUCAUCAAACAGGAGCUCUCUGCAAUUGUUGAUGCUGUAGCUGAAAUCAGAACAGCCAAACAGGCUUCUGAUGUCUCAGCUGAUUCACUCAGGGAGCAGAUAGGUGCUGUGAGGACAGAGCUCCAGACUCGUAACCAGGAAGUAGCCUCACUGUCUCAGGAAGUUGAAACAGUGAGGUCAGUAGUGCAAGAGAAUGUUGGGAGUCUGAGGCAGUCACUGUCCGCAGCAGAGGCCGGUGUCCAGGUUCUGAAAGACAAAAGCGUGACACUGGAAAGCAGCGUGGAGCAGGCCGCUGAUGCUGUUCGUAAUGUGGAAAAGCUGGCGAAUGAAGCAGCUGCUCAGGUCAAGAAAAGAUCAGACGACCUGGAAGCCAGAGUUAAAGCAUCAGAGGAGAGUGGAGAUUCACUGUCAGCAUCAGUAUCAGACAUCACUACCAAAGUGGAAUCACUAUUCGCCAAAUACGACACCCAUGAAAGCACUCUAGCUGCACAGGGGCAGGCUGUGGAGAAAGUCAAAACUGGCUUGGAGCAGGAGAUGGAGGCACUGAAAAGCAGUUUAGGGGAGCUCCAGUCCAACAUUGCCGCUCUGAGUGGUGCCCAGACCAAGCUUACUUCGAAGGACUCCAACCUGGAUCAGCAGGUGAAGGACUUGGAGGAGAGGCUCGCCGCUCUGGAGGGCAGCAGUAGCAGCGUGAAACCAGAGCAGCUGCAGAGCUUAAGAAGCAUAGUAGCUGGCUUGGAAGACAAAGCAGCCAAGCUAGAAGGCCACGAUCAGGCUAUUUCUACUCUUCAGAAAGCUCUGCAGGAAACCACACAGACACUGGAGGGCUUAUCCAAAGCCAAUGGCAUGAAGGGAAUGUAGGGAUUUUUAGUUAGCAAUGUGACAUCGGGAUACCAAAACAUGGACAACAAUAAAGAUUCCCAAAGGGUGACCAUAACCCACUUUUCCUAUUUUCUAAAAGAAUUAUUUCUCACACUUGAUGGUUGAUGUCACGAUGUUGCACGUUUUAGUAGAAAAGUAGCAAAUGUGAGGAUAACUGGGUUAGGUCAGGAGAGAGGGGCAGAGCUGGACUGAUCUGUGAAUUCAAAUCCACGCUCAUUCUGCACUGUAGUUUUGUGUUUUUUAUAUUUUUCUUUGUUAGAUGUUACAUUUUCUGUGCCAAGGCUGUUUUUUGGAAAACCAAGCAAAUGUAAUAAUAAGCUCUUUUUGAGCACUACUUUGUUUACUUACUCUAUGUGUGUGUGUUUUUUUUUAACAAGAAUAAAAACUCUUGUUGACCCAAA
Molecule: messenger RNA, 2109 nt
Organism: Siniperca chuatsi (mandarin fish)
Lineage: Eukaryota; Metazoa; Chordata; Actinopteri; Centrarchiformes; Sinipercidae
Gene: ckap4
Product: cytoskeleton associated protein 4
Exons: 2
Coding region: 152-1687 (511 amino acids)
Source: RefSeq, a predicted model, not a curated record